Messenger RNA from Triticum turgidum subsp. durum (durum wheat), 786 nucleotides. The record is from the annotation of a GenBank genome assembly. NCBI's taxonomy places the organism in Eukaryota, Viridiplantae, Streptophyta, Magnoliopsida, Poales, Poaceae.
AUGGGGAAAAACUUCGUCACGGAAAAUAGGGCAGACCAUAUAAUUUGGCGAAAAGACUUCCAAGUAUUUACGGACAAGGCUGCUGCCAUUAACCUCGAUGAUGGUAUCGACAGUCAGCUUACUGACAUGCUCUUGAAGUGGCACCAACCCGGGCAGAAAUUGGCUGUUGGAAAGCCUGAAUAUAAAACGAUCAUUGAAGCAAGAUUGGGAAUACCCUGCCUGUUUGACGAACCUGUGCUGGACGUGAUGCGCGGCCUGAAUUAUCUCAUGCAUAGUUUUUUCCCCGAAGAGAAGUCAAAGCAAGCUGAGGGGGAGUGUCUUCGGACGAGUCGAGGGCUGAAAAUGCUUGUAGAUCGAUAUGGCUUCGAUGAUGUCAAACUCGACAAUGUUAACGAGUGCAUUAUCGAGACGGCAUGCAUGCUGAAUGAUUGUGAUAAAUGUUUGAAGGCAAUUGGUGAGAGCUGGCGCGGUGCCAGUGCCUUCCUCCAGGUGGUAUCGUCCAUAAAUUCCCAGGAUUGGGACACGCUGAAAAUGGCAACGGCUCUGAAGAUGGUGUGUUUCCCAGAAGAGAAGAUUGUAUUUGGCGAUCCGCACGAGAUGUUUUCAGCGGAUGAACUGUCGACGUUGGUGGCUGAUGCGCGUAAAUAUGAAGAUUGUGGGAUCAUGAAGAAAACUGUUGGGAGCUUCUAUAAUAGAACUGUGUUUAUGUAUCAAUCUAGGGCUAAGAGUCAAAGACGACUGUCAAGGAGGCUGAAGAGGCAUAUGAAGAAGCUCAGCGAGAAGUGA